Messenger RNA from Brenthis ino (lesser marbled fritillary), 3384 nucleotides. Lineage: Eukaryota; Metazoa; Arthropoda; Insecta; Lepidoptera; Nymphalidae. The record is from the annotation of a GenBank genome assembly.
AUGAGUGAUACAGAUAGUGAAAAAGAGGAGAAUGAGGUCAAGAUCGUUAGAAAUGAGUCUUCAGAUUCCAGUUAUGAAGACGAAAAGGAAAAGGUACAUGAAAGAGAUCAAUUUUUGGAAGAAAAAAUGACAACAGCACAACCACUACCUCGUAGAAAAAGAUUUAUCCCAAAAUAUGAUGUUGAUGGCGUUUAUAAAGUGGUACUUGGAGAAGAAACACAAAUACAAAUAGAAAUGGUUGUCGGUACUCAUGUCAAUGCCCAAUACCCGUGGAAAUCUGUCACCAAAGAGAAAAUAAUAGAAACUAUUGAAGUAGGUGGCGAGUUAUCUGAAUUUUUCCCUUUAAAAGAACCUUUAGAAAAGUAUACUGAAGAAUUAGUAUUAAUAGGAUAUAUAGUCGAUGAGUCUAAUGAUGUGGAUGAAUUUUAUGUAUGUUGUACAACAGAAGCCCGUGAUCAUUGUAAACAACAAUCCGAUAGAUUUAUAAGAAGGCAAGAGAAGAAAUUAGAAAAAGCUGUACAAAAGAAACCUAGACCUUGGAAAAGUUUAGGCAGUGAAGUGGAGAUAAAAGAAUUGGUACCAAUAAAUAUGAGACCUUUGUUGGAGAUAGAAAUAAAAGCUAAGUUUCCAAAAUAUUAUGAGCCUGAAAAAUUUAAGGUUAGAGAUACAAAUUCUAUUAGAGAUGGUUAUAUAGAGUUGACCCCAUAUAGACAGAAAUUUAAUAAUGUUUUUCGACGUAGAGUUGACUGUGCAGUUCAAGCCGCUCCACCUACAAUACCGAAUUAUGCCCAAACUGAACUUCGCUACCCUCAAAAUAUGUGGACGCAAUCUAUAGCUGAUGCGUUGGGAAAAGUAGAUAAUGUUGAUGCUGGUGGAGAUACUGGCCAAGAACAAAAACCAGAUAAGAAUAAAGAACGGAAGAGCUCUGAUGAAGAGGAAGAAGAGGUCACAGAACCUCCAGAUGAAGUUGGCUUGCAAGCAUAUAAAAAUGCAUUAUUACGUAUGCGAAGACCUUCUUAUAUAAAAAAAAUCAAUACUUUCAUGAAUGAAAAGAAAACUGAGAUGGAUUCUAUUGUUGAACUUAAUACAGUGAUGGAUAUUUAUUGUAACGACUAUCCUGACCUAGUAGCAGAAAAAACUGUAGAUAUUUAUGAUACAAUGACUUUUGAAGAAUAUGUUUGUUUUACGGAUGUAAGAGCUAAAAAUAAAUAUAUAUCAUCUGCCGUUUUUCAUCCAAUGUGGUCUGGGAUUGUAGCUAUUUCUUAUUCUGAUGGUUCGCCUGUUGUGAUGAAAACACUAAGUACUCGUCAUGAUCCCAUUCAACGGGCUGUAUACGGUCUAAAUCCAGUUUUGAUAUGGAGCCACAUUGACAGUUUGAUAUCAAAACUUUAUUUAGAGUCUCCAAGGGAAGUGAAAGUUCUAUCGUUUUGUCCAUUUGAUGAGAAUAUUUUAAUAGGAGGAUGUAUCAAUGGCCAAGUUGUCGUUUGGGAUAUUACAAAUAAAUUAGAUAAUGUGGAAAAAAUUGAAGUACUUAGUGAAACCCGUGAAAAAUAUAAAAUUGCGAUGAAUGCGCAUAUGGGGUGGAUGAAGAAUGUACAGGAUAACGCUGUUGUUCAAUCUACGGCCUUAAGCAAUUUAAUGACAAGCCAUUAUGGACCUAUUACUUCAAUUAACUGGCUUUCACCCAAUUUCAAUGUUACUUCGACAGGUAAAUCGCUUAUGAUGACAGACAAUAAAAAAUCAAUGUUGUUUUUUACAGGCUCUGAAGAUGGUCUAAUAUUAAUUUGGAGUUUAUCUGUAGAAAAUGUGACACUUUUUGAAGGAAAGAAGGUGAAAAAGUCUAAAAGAGUAUUGAAAAGACCUUCAGGUUUGUUAGUAGAUUUCUCACCUUUAAAGGUAUUAGACCGUAAUUUGCAACCAUGUUAUAAAAUUUUAUUAGGCGUUGCGGGUCAACCGCAAACUUUGCCACUUCAAAGUUUUGGAAUGAAUCCUCCGGUUAUAAAAUAUACGUAUGUGCCGAGAAAUACGGGUACAGGAAGAAAGUACUUUACUUGUGAAAUAGUCCCUCAAAGUGAAUGUGAAAUUAAUACUAUUCUAUAUUGUGGAUCUCAACAUGGUGAAUUAGCGAGAAUUACAUGGGAAGGGCAUGAAUUUAAUACGGGUGAGGUCGUAAACUCUGAAUAUAGCGACAUAAAAUUUAACUGUUACAUUCAUGAUGGUACAAUAACACGAACACAGAAAAAUCCUUUUAUAAGUCAUAUAACAUUGACAGUAGGAGGAAAAAUAUUUGCUAUAUGGUCUGACAAAUUAGAAAAUAGGCCUUUAAUAUGGAAGAAAAGGCCCUGUCGAUUAACUGAUGGUACUUGGUCGUUAUAUAAGCCUAGUUUAUUAUUCAUAACAACAUCUGAAGGAGAUUUGGAAACUUGGGAUUUGUUACUACGAAGCGAUCAGCCAAUAGCAGUUCAAACUUUAUCCGGGAAUAUGCUGACUAGUGUGAGUUUACACACACUUCCCUUAGCGAAAAAUAUUAUUGGAGUUUCUGAUAUUAAUGGCUCUUUUAGAAUGUUUUUAUAUCCUUCAAUUUUUAUGAUUGAUAAUCCAGCAUAUAUAGGCCGAAUGGAAAGCAUGAUUAUAAGAGAAUUAAAGGUCAUACAAACUUUUAUAGAAUGGCAAAAUGAAUGGAUGGAGAAUAAUCCUGAAAUAUUGCAAGAAAUAAGAAGAAAAGAAGGAGAGUUGUUAGCUCUAAAAGAAGAACAAAAACGUAAAUUAAGAGAAGAAGAAGAAAGAAGACACGAAGAGGAAGCGGAAGCCAAGAGACAGCAAAAAUUGAAAGUCAUCGGGCCAGAAGAAAGAUGGCAAAAUAUAAUAAAAAAGCUCAUAGAAAAAACGAUUGCUGUCAAGAAGAGGAUAAAUAGAGCAGAACUAAUCGAACAUGAAAAACCACUACGUGAAUUGGAAGCUCAGCGUUUAGAGAAGGAGCGACGAAUGUUAGAUAUAAUGAAGAAUCAAAAUACAAUUUUUAACGAUACCGUUGCUAUUCUAUUCCCUGAAGCUAUUAAAAAAGAAGAAAAGAUUAAAAAAAGUUAUCUAACUGAGGGUAAGAGUAGUUUGAAGAAACGUUACUUAGAAAGUUAUGAAGAGUUGAAAAAUACCGCGAGUAAAACUGUACGGGAACAUAGUUUCAAAAUAGAUUUCUCUUGGGAAAAUACGUUGUAUGAGGGAAAAGAUCGAAGGCAGGCAUUAAACGCUCAUGAAGAAUUUAUCAAAAUGCAUAAAACAAGAUUGGAUAGGGAAGGUAAAAUUCCAAAACAACAAACAUCACUACACGAAGGCUCUUUGGGUGAGAUUGAGGAAGCGUCAGAUACUGAUUUACCUCAAAGCGAA